Messenger RNA from Solanum lycopersicum (tomato), 570 nucleotides. RefSeq lists its product as uncharacterized. The record is from RefSeq and is a predicted model, not a curated record. Lineage: Eukaryota; Viridiplantae; Streptophyta; Magnoliopsida; Solanales; Solanaceae.
AUGGUUAAGGAAAUGAUGAGUAGAAUAAUCUUGUUUGUCGUUGGCUUAGGUCGUGCAUCAAGCAAAGAGGAAAGAGAUGCGAUGUUGAUAGGUGAUAUGGACAUAUCCAUGUUGAUGUUUUGUGUGAAGCAAGUCGAAAAGGAGAAGCUGAGGGACAGAGAAGAGUAUAUAAGCAAGAAAAUUAAGACUGGAAUGAGACUGGGUAACAAAAGAGUGGUUCGAAUCGGCCACAGUUUCAGAAAAAAAGGGGUUUGCAGCGUCAUUUGGUAUUGCUCCUGCACACAGAAACAAAGAGUAGUUGAAAUCCUGGCUAGAGAGCCUAAUCUUCAUCAGUUGAGCCAUCAGAAAGAGCUGUACCUAGAGGAGCCACUUCUGGUACUGCCGGAGGUUCAAACCUCCUAUGUGCAAUCACUAGCCACCAAGAGAAAUACAUCUCUCCAGAUGUUGUCGCCCGGCAUGAUCAAAGUCUUUAAUUUUGAUAUUUAUGUUUUGGUAGACCCAGGAGCAAGCUUGUCUUUUGUAAUUCCUUCUGUUGCAAAUCAGUUUGAAAUUCUUCCUGAGAAACUUUAG